AUGGCCGACUUUGCUUCGCGGAAUUCGCUGUCGAUCUCGACGGACUUUAACAAUGGCGGGAGCGGCGGGGACGGCAAGGACGCAGCGUCCGCGGCGGACGUGACCUUCUUCGACAAGGCCGCAACGAUGUUUGCGAACAAGUUCUCCAAGGACGGCGACAACGAGCCCCACGCGCACCCGACAUGGGGGUCUGUCAUCAAGCGCGAGAAGUUUCAAGACAUGGACCUCCUCGAGAGCGGCAACGCCCGAGAGUACAUCACAGAAGAGAGCUUGAGCCCCACGAGUGCGAAAGCAUGGACGUACAGCACAGUCCACCGCAUCAACAAGACGCAGUACAAAAUGUUCUGGAACAACGACCAGUUCCUCCUCAGCGCCAAGCAGCACAAUGGGAUAUUUUACAUUUCCCAGUACGAGCAUUUUGGCGAGUCGUCCGGCGAUACGAGCUCGAGCGGUGCUGUGCCCACGUCGCAUUACUGUGCCGUACUCAAGCGCACGACCGACAACAGCUUCAAGCUGUACAACUGCGGGUGCGAGGGGUGCGACCAAGGCUUUAGCAAAUACACGUGCAGCAACGAUCACGAGAACGCGAGCAACUUUGGCUUUACAGAGGACGCAGGCGAGGGGGCGGACCGCCAGUUGCUCGCGGACAUUUCGCACUUCACCAAGGUGGUCAGCGGUAUUUCGAGUGAAAUGCGGUGCCUGAGUGUCGUCAUUCCUGCCGUCAUGGAGGACAGUCGGUCGCGUGUGAUUUGGUGUCCGCGCAUGUGCCGGAGCGACACGCCGUCGGGGGGCACGCCGCGGACGUCGGUCAAGACAGAGCUUGUCACGUCGCCGUCGCCGCACGGGAAGAAGACCAAGUUUACAUUUGAGACGCCCGUGAGCGACCGUGUCAAGCUCGUGAGCAAGCUUCCGUCGUGGUGCAGCGAAGUCAACAGCUUAAUCAUGAAGUUCCACGGCGGUCGGAUCCGCGAAGCGUCGGCCAAGAACUUUAUGCUGGUCAUGGACGACGACGACGACAAGGCAGUGUUUCAGUUUGGCAAGUUUUCCAAGUCCAAGUUCAGCCUCGACUUUCGAUACCCCCUCGCCCCCAUCCAAGCGUUUGCGAUCGGGCUCAGCUCGUGCUCGUGGAGUGCAAAAUCCAAACUGAACAACUAGACGCCCCUAUUUAGCCCAACCUGAUAUACAUGACACUUUGCACUGUUCCCUUGCAUGACGUUCGUCGACAGGUUGGACGUAGGUUCGACCACGGCGCGCAUGUGUGUGCAGGUG
Messenger RNA from Aphanomyces invadans, 1269 nucleotides. RefSeq lists its product as hypothetical. The record is from RefSeq and is a predicted model, not a curated record. Bases 1 to 1155 code for a protein of 384 amino acids. The transcript is spliced from 3 exons. Lineage: Eukaryota; Oomycota; Saprolegniomycetes; Saprolegniales; Verrucalvaceae.